Vigna unguiculata (cowpea) is the source of this 1440-nucleotide messenger RNA. RefSeq lists its product as uncharacterized. The record is from RefSeq and is a predicted model, not a curated record. NCBI's taxonomy places the organism in Eukaryota, Viridiplantae, Streptophyta, Magnoliopsida, Fabales, Fabaceae.
AUGGAAAACCAAGGAGAAACCCCAGAGAUGAUGAAGACCGAUAUCCAACAAUUGAAGAGUCAGAUGAGUCAAAUCUUGGAGGCCUUGAAUGCCAUGCAAAACCCUGGAGAGACGUGCACACCACAACAACACAGGGUUCAGGAAAACCAGACUUGUCCUCCAUCUAGCCUCCCUUCAGAUUACACUCCACCCCCUGGAGUGGACUCGAGGAAAGUUUACGUUCAAAAUGUUGAAAACAAUGCGGUUAAAGAAGAAAAUAAGCUUGAAGCUGCUACUUCCACAUGUUCUGGGGAAACCACUCAUCCAAAUAUAGUGAACAUGGUAGAGACAAAGCAACAUGAUGUGAAGUCUAUCGCUGCACCUGGGGACGUUAAGGACGAAGAAAGUAAAUUAGAAAUGCUUGAUAAGAGGUUGAAAGCCAUAGAAGGGGAAAGGAAUUUCGCAUUCAGUGAUGCUACUGGACUAUGCUUGGUCCAAGACGUGGUGAUACCCCCAAAGUUCAAGUUGCCAGAAUUUGAGAAGUAUCGAGGGAAUACUUGUCCAAAGAACCAUAUAACCAUGUUUUGUAGGAAGAUGACUGCCUAUGCUCAUGAUGAAAAGCUACUAAUUCACUUCUUCCAGGAAAGCUUAAUUGGCAUCGCUCUUAAUUGGUAUACGCUUUUGGAACCAACUCACAUUCGUUCAUGGAAAGAUCUGGCUGAUGCAUUCUUGAGGCAAUAUGGAUACAAUAGUGAUACAACGCCUAGUAGGUUGCAGUUGCAAAAUAUGGCGAAGAAGGAGUUUGAGGCGUUCAAAGAGUACGCUCGGAGAUGGAGGGAGAUUGCUGCUCAAGUGGUGCCACCUUUGCCUGAUAAAGAGAUGGCAACUAUGUUUAUAGACACUCUGGAAUCACCCUUCUAUGAGCGCAUGGUGAGUAAUGUUUCCUCAAGCUUUGCAGACUUGGUGAUAAUCGGAGAAAGAAUUGAAAUUGGUGUGAAGACAGGGAAGAUCACACAUGCUUCUGCCAUGAUAGCGAGUGUGAACGAGUCCAUUUCUAAACCUGGGAAGAGGAGAGAUCGGAAAGCUCAAUCAUGUCCCACUGCUCAAAUACCCUUGACCUACCCUCAUUCCGGAGCCUUUCCAGGACAAAAUUGGAGAACCGAUUCGAACUCAACUUCCCACCGAACCACUGUACAGGGAAAUGUUAAUCAAGACAAUAGACUUGUGAGUUUCACUCCUAUCCCUAUGACCUAUGCAGCAUUGCUCCCAAGUCUUCUCCAAAGAGGUUUGGCCUCUAUUUGCCCGAUGAAGCCUGUCAAGCCCCCGUACCCUAAAACUUAUGACGCAGAUGCAAGAUGUGAUUAUCAUGGAGGGGCUAUUGGCCAUUCAACUGAAAAUUGUUGGGGACUCAAGCGUAAAGUGCAAUCCUUGAUUGAUUCAGGACAGUUAAAGUUUGAAUGA